UCGGCCGCCGCCACGCCUCGCGCCCCAUGCUGGUGCACACGUACUCGGCCAUGGAGCGCCCCGACGGGCUGGGCGCCGCGGCCGGCGGGGCCCGCCUGUCGUCGCUGCCCCAGGCGGCCUACGGGCCGGCGCCGCCGCUCUGCCACACUCCGGCCGCCGCCGCCGCCGCCGACUUCCAGCCGCCCUACUUCCCGCCGCCCUACCCGCAGCCACCGCUGCCCUACGGCCAGGCGCCCGACGCCGCGGCCGCCGCCUUCCCGCACCUGGCCGGGGACCCGUACGGGGGCCUGGCGCCCCUGGCGCAGCCGCAGCCGCCGCAGGCCGCCUGGGCCGCGCCCCGCGCCGCCGCCCGCGCCCACGACGAGCCGCCCGGCCUGCUGGCGCCGCCCGCCCGCGCCCUGAGCCUCGACCCGCGCCGCGACUACGCCGCCGCCGUGCCCCGGCUGCUGCACGGCCUGGCCGACGGCGCGCACGGGCUCGCGGACGCGCCCCUCGGCCUCCCGGGGCUGGCCGCGCCGCCCGGCCUGGAGGACCUGCAGGCCAUGGAUGAGCCAGGAAUGAGCCUCCUGGACCAGUCCGUUAUCAAGAAAGUCCCCCUCCCCUCGAAAGCCAGCAGCCUCUCCGCCCUCUCACUGGCCAAAGACAGCCUGGUCGGUGGCAUCACGAACCCCAGUGAGGUCUUCUGCUCCGUGCCAGGCCGCCUCUCACUGCUCAGCUCGACAUCCAAGUACAAGGUGACCGUGGGGGAGGUCCAGCGGCGACUCUCGCCUCCUGAGUGCCUCAAUGCCUCCCUCCUGGGGGGCGUUCUUCGCAGGGCCAAGUCCAAGAAUGGGGGCCGGUGUCUAAGGGAACGGCUGGAGAAAAUUGGGCUCAACUUGCCUGCUGGCCGUCGCAAGGCUGCCAAUGUGACCCUGCUGACUUCACUGGUGGAGGGAGAGGCGGUGCACCUGGCCCGAGACUUCGGCUAUGUGUGUGAGACGGAGUUCCCAGCCAAGGCAGCUGCUGAGUAUCUGUGCCGACAGCACGCUGAUCCCGGGGAACUGCACAGCCGCAAGAGCAUGCUGCUGGCUGCCAAGCAGAUCUGUAAGGAGUUCGCAGACCUGAUGGCUCAGGACCGCUCACCGCUGGGCAACAGCCGCCCAGCACUCAUCCUGGAACCUGGGGUGCAGAGUUGCCUGACACAUUUUAGCCUCAUCACCCAUGGCUUUGGCGGCCCUGCCAUCUGUGCCGCUCUCACAGCCUUCCAGAAUUACUUGCUGGAAUCACUCAAGGGGCUGGAUAAGAUGUUCCUAAGCAGUGCAAGCAGUGGGCAUGGUGAUACAAAGGCUUCAGAGAAGGAUGCCAAACAUCGGAAGUAACUUUCUCCAGCUCCAAGCCCAAGGGGCACCCAAGGCUUAAAGUGAGGUCUGAGCUCCUGAGGCGGGCCUGAAAAGAUGAAAACAUGUGACUGGAGUCAGGCUGAAAAAAAAAAAAAAA
Molecule: messenger RNA, 1476 nt
Organism: Sorex fumeus (smoky shrew)
Lineage: Eukaryota; Metazoa; Chordata; Mammalia; Eulipotyphla; Soricidae
Gene: TFAP2E
Product: transcription factor AP-2 epsilon
Exons: 7
Coding region: 27-1358 (443 amino acids)
Biological process (GO): regulation of transcription by RNA polymerase II; anatomical structure development; regulation of cell population proliferation
Cellular component (GO): nucleus
Molecular function (GO): RNA polymerase II transcription regulatory region sequence-specific DNA binding; DNA-binding transcription factor activity, RNA polymerase II-specific
Source: RefSeq, a predicted model, not a curated record